UAGAUCCGAUCUUGGAUUUAUUAAAGUAAAAAUUCUGGAGCAUUAAACAGAGGAAUUCUUUGUUUAUCAAUCUCCAGAGUCGAACCGGUAAUCCUCAGCCUGCAACCUGUUGAACAUACUUUAAUCGCAUCAUCAUGGACAAACUACGCCGCGUUCUGAGUGGAGAUGAGCCGACUCCGGAAGAGGAGAGCAGUAUCAUUACACAGAUUAACGAAAUGUCCACCUUAAGUUGGUCCACACGCAUCAAGGGAUUCUGCAUUUGCUUCGUCUUGGGCAUUUUACUUUCCCUACUUGGUUCGGUUGCCCUAUUUUUGCACAAGGGAAUUGUGGUCUUUGCGGUCUUCUACACCCUAGGAAAUAUCAUCUCGAUGGCCAGUACGUGCUUCCUGAUGGGGCCCUUUAAGCAGAUCAAGAAAAUGUUCGCGGACACCAGGCUGAUAGCCACCAUUGUAGUUCUCGUGAUGAUGGUCCUGACGUUUAUAGCGGCUAUUGUGUGGAAAAAGGCUGGACUCACGCUCAUUUUCAUUAUCAUACAAUCGCUGGCCAUGACCUGGUACUCGCUGUCGUACAUCCCCUAUGCCCGCGAUGCGGUCAAAAAGACCGUCUCGGCAUUCCUGGAGGUCUGAAAUCAAUCGCGCUUCUGUACAUAACUCGAGAAAAGCUAGAUUGGACUCUAACUUAAGCUAAGACAAUUAAAUCGCGUGUAUUACUCUAGCACUAGAACAUAGAAAGUCCUUUGUAUUCUCUUAUUAACAAGAAUUUUCUUGGUUUGUCUUUUUAAUAAA
This is a messenger RNA of Drosophila suzukii, 785 nucleotides long. Its product is annotated as vesicle transport protein SFT2A. Gene Ontology annotation, biological process: vesicle-mediated transport. NCBI's taxonomy places the organism in Eukaryota, Metazoa, Arthropoda, Insecta, Diptera, Drosophilidae. Gene Ontology annotation, cellular component: membrane. The record is from RefSeq and is a predicted model, not a curated record.